Molecule: messenger RNA, 1906 nt
Organism: Syngnathus typhle (broad-nosed pipefish)
Lineage: Eukaryota; Metazoa; Chordata; Actinopteri; Syngnathiformes; Syngnathidae
Gene: fut7
Product: fucosyltransferase 7 (alpha (1,3) fucosyltransferase)
Exons: 3
Coding region: 238-1302 (354 amino acids)
Cellular component (GO): membrane
Molecular function (GO): alpha-(1->3)-fucosyltransferase activity
Source: RefSeq, a predicted model, not a curated record
GCCUCUCAGUUUUAGCAUACGCAAGACACCAGGUAGAAUAAACGUACCAUUGGUUGGAGGCUUCCGAGGCUGAGGGAUGCCACUUGCAGUUCAAAUGGGCCCCGCCUCUUCCUUCAAACUGGUGACACUUUAUCAAAGCGUGCAAAGAUGCUCUAAGGAACGGAUGGCACUGGGAUGUUGACCACCUCUCGGCUCGUCGUAAGGAUCUCUGAGCAGACAUUCAUGUGAUUGAACAGGAUGGGGGCUCCGAAACGCAACCUGUUGGCUAGAAGGGAGUGUCAAAUCCUCACCUUCCUAUGUGUCUUAUCGCUGGCUCUUCUUAACGUCUGGCUCAAGGGAUUCAUCAUUGACUCCAAUCAUCGUGCGGAACUGACAAUUCUGACGUGGCACCGACCCUUCAAUGUUCCCAAUGACCUGAGUGUGGGCUCGAGCUACAGCUGCACUCCGCACUGCAAGAUCGUGGAGCAGAGGUCGUGGUUUCCCUCGGCGGACGUGGUGGUGUUCCACAACUUUGAGCUGGUCAAAGGAUCUCAGAAACUCCCUUUGGAUCUUCCCAGACCGCCGGGCCAGAGGUGGGCUUGGAUUUCCCUGGAGUCCCCUGUUCAUAAUGGAGACCUGAGGAAAUUUGCAGGUAGCUUCAACUUAACUAUCAGCUACAGGAGGGAUGCGGAUAUUACAAUUCCUUAUGGAGAGCGGCUCGCCAAAGAGGCAGAAGAAGAAAAUCCGGUGCAGGAUGUUGCGCGGAACAAAAGCUUUCUGGCAUGUUGGGUGGUGAGCAACUACAGAAGUCACUACAGAAGAAGCCAAAUAUUCGAGGAACUCAGAGCCAUAAUUCCUGUGAAGGUCUACGGACGUUGGUCAAAGACUAAGCUCACCCCUGAAGCACUCCUGCCCACCAUCUCUCGCUGCUACUUCUAUUUGGCCUUUGAGAACUCUGAGGCCAAAGAUUACAUCACAGAGAAGCUGUGGAGGAACGCUUACCUGUCGGGAGCGGUUCCCGUUGUUCUGGGAGCGCCGGUACAGGAUUACAAAGACCUGGCUCCUCCUCAUUCCUUCAUCCACGUUGACGAAUUUGCAUCUGUUAAAGAGCUGGCUGAGUAUCUGCUCCAGGUGGCGGGGGACCAGAAGCGCUACAGCGAGUACUUUCUGUGGAAGAAGAACUGGAAAGUGAAGAACACUGUUAAGUGGAGCGAGAGAUUGUGCAAGAUCUGCUUCAGCCAUUUGCCUCCCAACAAAGUUUACGCUGACCUGGCUGCAUGGAAUCAUGCUAAUGGUAUUCAACGUAAAGAAAUUGCACAUUGAGCUACUAUUUAAAUACUGUGGAUUUUGAACACACCCAGCAAAGUUGGGAUAUUACGUAACCAAGUGUGCUUUUCUUCUUUUAUAAUUACACCUGUGUACAUUUUGGAGAGACUCACUAAACAUGUUGAAAUACUUGCAAAGUGAUUCAAACUAGCUGACAAAUCUGUAUUGUUUACUUUUGAUAUGAUAGCAACAAUGCUACACAUUGUUUGCACUUAAUUGCACUUAAAGGUGUUUGAGCUCAAAAUAAUGCAAACAUAUUUCAGUUGAGAGAGCGUAAGAGCGAUGCACAUAUUCUUUUUGUCUACUUACAAACAGGAUUGAAGCAGAUUUGACAUUCAGUGCUCAGACAUAGCAGAACUGAAUUGGUUAACUUCCUGUUUUCACUCUUUUUUCCAAUUGAAUGAAAUGUGCCAUCUAGCGGUCAACGGGGGAAUUACAACCACUGGAUUUUUUUUUUUCCUCGAAACGCUUUCAAUAUGUAAAAGCAUUUGUUUGAUGGUAAUAUAUUUUCAUUCAUUUUUGUGCUGCUUUGCUUUUUUCAAGUUUAUACAGCCCUUGAUGUUAUUCUGUUAAUAAACUUUAGACUUGCUUGCAGCUUUUA